Ectocarpus sp. CCAP 1310/34 is the source of this 1975-nucleotide messenger RNA. The record is from the annotation of a GenBank genome assembly. NCBI's taxonomy places the organism in Eukaryota, Phaeophyceae, Ectocarpales, Ectocarpaceae.
UCAUCACGACCAGUGGGUGCAACUCAUGUACGUCAUGGGCUGGUAGGCAGCGCCAGUGUGGCUCCUGCCAACUACACCGAUUUCGCACACGUCUCUACGGUCCCUAGACCCCUCAUUUUCCUAUAUAAAUGGUGAGCCCCUGCACCCAGGUUCUGAGGCCAGAACGAAAAUCUGGAUUUCCCGCUAGGUUUUUUCGAAUGAGAUCCUGAAAUUUUGAGACGGCAUCUGCAUGAGUACAAAAAAAAAAAUUGCCACUGCGCCAUUUGGAUUUUUUUUUUUUAGUCACUUUGUCCCGAAACAAGUGCGGCUGGGCUACGUCUCAACGACUCGCCCCUUCCCGGGAACCAGACCUCUCAGCGACCGCCGGUUCAGCCAGGCAAGAAAGAUCGCGGUCAGCGCGGUCUCCAAUGCCCAGAUGACCUCCAAGGCGGCAAGUAUCGUCACUACAGCUGAAAUACUGCGCCCGCAACAAGCCAGCCGAAACGGGGCCAAGCAGAGAGUACCGAAAGUCACCAUGGGAACGGGUACGGCUACGGCAGCCGGGGAGCCCUUGCUUGGUUCACCCUGCGUAGUGCUCAAAUCUCUCACUAUGAUCUCAGCGCUGCCGCAGGUAGAGGGAGAAGGCGUCGGCGUUCGUGGGGACCGGUCGUUUCGGAGUAGAAUCUCCGAUCAAGGGCGAGAGCAGGCAAUGACGGCAGCUGUCCCGCCGUCCAAAUCGUCGAGUUUAGAGUCUUCGAUUCUGCGAAAAAUGGAGGCCGUGCACGCCAUGGUGAAGGAAGGGCUGUUGAGGCCAAUCACGCCUGAUCAGAUUUUGGCCUUCCACGCCGAGUAUCAAGUUUCGAGAAAAUCCGAGCGAAGACAAGCGUGGGCCAUCGUCGAACUUGGCCACCCUCUCGUGCCCGACGAAGACGUGGAAAUCGCUCCUCGCGGUUCGGUACUAACGGGAGAAAGCAAAGGAAAUGAGGGCGGCGACAAGGCAGGUUCUACCCCCGGCGACCCCAAGCGUGAAGAUCCGCCUAAUGAAGAGGUGGACGGCGAUGGGGGGAACCAAAAGAAAAACGAGCUACAUGACGAUCGAGGCGUCGGGAACGCGAUUGUGAGAGCGGCAUCGCCAAUAGCAGCACCCGGAUCCGGAAAGAAUGAGCCCCCCGACUUGACGGAGUCGAAGCCUGGCUUCGGUUACAAGCAAAAACCGCUGUAUCACAUGCCGCUCAAGUGGCGAAAGGUCAUCGGCAAACCUCAGCUGCAGCGUGGGCGCAGUCGUCGCUUUAGGAGCACUUUCGACACCAAAUACACCCUCGUUCCGCCGUCGCCGCUGCCGCCGUUAUACACUCGAUCACAGCAUGUUCAAGACUAUAAGCUGGCCCUGAGUAAGCUGUGCGAGCUCAAGGUGCAGGUGCUUCAUCACUGGCUCACGGCGAAGCAGGUCGGCCUCGGAAUUGCAACCACAUACGACUUCCUCCGGGUCAUUGUCGCCACCACGCUCUUCGCGCGCCUGGUCGAUCUGGAGGACACCGAUCUGAUUUUGGACGAGUUUACGCAAGCUGAGUCCGACGAGUUUCUGUGGAGGAUAGGCCCCCUGAACGUUUACAAUCCCAAGAAGCCCGACCACACCUACGACUUAGACCUCGCGCAUCGAGACGAUCGGGAGGUGUGCAAGGUAUUGGCUAGACUAGCGGUGGGUGAGCCCGGCGAAAUUGGGUCAACAAGGAGUACAGCUGGUCCUACGCGCAAAGACGCCCAUGUUCGAUUUGAUGCCCGUUCUCUCGUGCUAUGGCGGUUGGUUGUCACCGCGGGCAAGCCUGUCCCAGGCUGGAAAUUGCCAAUGAGUUGGACCACGCCCGACAGCGCGCACAACGGCAGGCCUAGGCACUGCGGUCGCUUGACUACUCUACAGCUCAGAUCCGGCCACGGGGUGCGCGCCGAAAUGGAAGCUGAGAGAGACGCUCAUGGCACAUGUAUUAGCAGGAGAUAA